GUAAGGGACCAAGUCACCGCGAAAGCUUAAAUCAGUUUUCUGCUGCUUGGACUGAGCGACGUCACUUCCACGUUAGUUCGUAUUUAACUUAACGUAUGAAACUUAACAAACGUUUAAUUUUCUAUAAGAUGUUAAAAUAAUUAUAAAUUAUUCUGCUGUGUAUAUGUUUCGCAAAUUAGCCUUUAGCUUCAGCAGCUAGCUUGAAGCUCCGGUUCAGACCGACACGAAGUGAAAUCUCGUUCUAAUAAUAAUAAUAAUAAUAAGUUCGUCAGUUCAGUUAGUUGGUGUCGCGAGCGGCUGGUGAACGGGUCUGCGCGUGAACUCGCUGUUUGUUCCAGCUCACUUGUUGUUAGCGCGCGUGCUAAGCUAGCAGAGUGCUAACAGGCUAACGUGACGUGAUGGAGGAAGAAGAAGAAGAGUUGGACGAUCAGGAUGUUGAGCGGGCCCAGACCUUCUGGUCCGAGGAGGACGUGGACCAGGUCUUCAGAAGGGUCGUGGUGUACCUGGACCACCUGAAGAGAGUCCUGAAGGACAACACGGCCUCGGACAGAGAACUGGUCCAGGCCCUGAAGCUGCUGGAGGUUCUGGACCUGUGUCCUCCGGACUCGGCUCAGGACACAACCGUGGUGCAGGUGGUCAUCGGUGCAGGUGAGCUGCUGCCAGCUGACCCCCCCCCCCACAGCCCCACCUCCUCCUCAUGCUCCCCCCCACCCCCCUCUAAUGGGCUGUCCAGCUCCACAGCGCCUCCUGCUGUCAGAGAGGAGCUCCUGCCUCCACUGGAGUACCAACCACACGCCUGCUGCAAGACCUGCCUGUCCAGUUUACCCAGAAUGCCUCAGUACUCUCCACUGUUCUGGGGACAGAACCCUCUGAAGGUUCCGCUGCUCUGCGGCUUUAAGAGGCUUAUGUCACCCCUGAGGGGGGCGGAGCCUGUGGUCUCAGAGGGCGUAGUCUACAAAGCUCCUUGUGGUCAGAGCCUCCAUAAACUCGACGACGUGAUGCGUUUCCUGUUGGCGACGGAGAGCUACGACGUGCUGCAGGUCGACUUCUUCACCUUCAACCCCUCUGUUCAGCUGGACCCCCCCGUGGCGCCGGGCCCCCGGCGUCCGGAGCUGGACCUGAGUCGUGGCGUGGAGCCCACGCCGGUGGAGCUGUGCACCGGGGACGGCGGCACCCGGCCCGCCGACUUCCGCUACAGGAGGGACCGCUGGCCGCACGGCUGCUUCCUGAGCCGCGGCUCCUCGCUGUUCAGCUCCUGCUGCGACUGCGUCGACGGCUGCACCGACGCUCAGCGCUGCGCCUGCGUCGCCACAACCAGAGGAGGGCGCCGCUACAGCCACCACCGGCUGACUGAGCCCGUCGCCACCGGGCUGUAUGAGUGUGGUCCGUGGUGCGGGUGCGACCGGGCUCGUUGUCAGAACCGUCUGGUCCAGAGAGGGAUCCGAGUUCGGCUCCAGGUCUUCCAGACCGACGACCGCGGCUGGGGCGUCCGUUGCCGUGAUGACCUGGACCGCGGCACGUUUGUGUGCAUCUACGCAGGUGUGAUCUUGAAGCGGGUCCAGGCGCUGCUCGAGCCUUCGCCGCCGAAGCUGACGCGCUGCGACCUCCCGUCAGACGACGAGGUGGAGGUCGUCACCGAGUGGCUGGCCCCGCCCGUCCUGGAGGGGCGGAGCAACCUGCUGGAGAGUCCGCCCCCACCCACGUCCCCGCCCACUUCCCCCCCCCUGCACGUCCCGGUGAUCCAGAGGCCGCUGGACGCCAACGCCGCCGCCUCCUCGUCCUCCACACCGCAGGUUCUGACGUCGCUGUCGGGGGCAACCGAGCCGCCGCUGUCGCCUUCAGGUGAGCUGAUUGAACGCCGUCCGUCAGGUGACAAUGUGCCAUCUGUCGGGGUGAACGGUUUCGUGAUGAAUAAGAGGGGUGUGAAGAGAGAGGCGGCGGCAGAGUCAGUUUGUGUCCUGGACGCCAGCAGGGAGGGAAACGUGAGCCGCUUCAUCAACCACAGCUGUGAUCCCAACCUGUUCGUCCAGAGCGUCUUCACCGACUCGCACGAUGACGCCUUCCCCGUCGUCGCCUUCUUCACCAGCAGGACGGUGAAGGCCGGCACCGAGCUCACCUGGGAUUACUCUGCCCACGCAUGUGCGGCCUCCUCGAUUCAGAAACAGGAAGUGACCUGUCUCUGCGGUAGCGACGGUUGCCGGGGUCGAUUCGCCGUCAACGAGAACAUGUGUGACGUCUGUGAGGUCAAAGGUCAAGGAGCAGUCGAGGCCCAGUGAUGUCUUGAUCCAGGUUCUGACGAAUCAACGACACAAACAUUUGUUCUUCCAUUGUUCUGUCACAACACGUUGAUUCUGUGUGAGAUUUUUCAAAAUAAAAUAACUUUUUUAAUAGAUA
Scophthalmus maximus (turbot) is the source of this 2394-nucleotide messenger RNA. RefSeq names its product SET domain bifurcated histone lysine methyltransferase 2 (gene setdb2). The record is from RefSeq and is a predicted model, not a curated record. NCBI's taxonomy places the organism in Eukaryota, Metazoa, Chordata, Actinopteri, Pleuronectiformes, Scophthalmidae. Gene Ontology annotation, molecular function: histone H3K9 methyltransferase activity; protein binding; zinc ion binding. The transcript is spliced from 11 exons. Bases 399 to 2276 code for a protein of 625 amino acids. Gene Ontology annotation, biological process: negative regulation of gene expression; heterochromatin organization. Gene Ontology annotation, cellular component: nucleus.